AGGAUUAGUUCCAAGGUUUGUGUCAGGAAUCCGGCGUCACGCGACUCCUGUAAUCACGUGAUCGUUAUCGUACCGGCGGCCGUCACCAUAGCAACUGCCAGCGUCAACAGCAGAAUCUAGAUCUGUUCUGAAUGUGAAGCCCAACCCGCAAGAAGCGCUGGAGAAAUCAUAGAUAUACGAAUUUGAUGAUCAGACGUUAUUUACAUAUUUUGCAUGUACCUUUUGUCCAUGGUUAACGAACGUGUUUUGCGAUUGAGGUGAAACUGACUGUUAUUUUGCCGCUCCAGGCCAUCAUCAUCAGACCUUCCCCGGCCGAAACCACCAAACCUACCCAUACCCUGCCGCACUCCUGCCCAUAUAUCAAAGUUCCCGAUUAUAAUAACUGCUUGUUUACGAAAAAAGAGACGGGAUAAAACAUUACGUACUUUAUACACUAAGAUAUGAAAUACACUUGAUAUUUCCAGAAUAACAAGCAACAUAUACACGACGCUCGAGGAAGGGUAAACACAACACAGCACAAUACGACACAAAGCAAUAACAGCGGAGACAAAGCUGGAGAAAGGGCACGACGCAGAAAUUCAGAAACAAAGGAAUAUGGCGCUGGAUCCGCGCUUCUACAAUGGCCUUGGAGACCCGCCAUCAUUAUCAUCAGCAUCACAUCUGGGCUCCGGAGCCUCAAUGGUCUCGAUAAACGGUGAUGGCAUGAUCGUCUCCCACGCGUCGCAAGCCCCGUCAGCCCCGCUGUCCGUUUACUCUAGUGCGGCUCCCAAUAUCGCGCCAAAUGGAGGACCCUUGUCUAUGGCAUCAUCUGCAGCGCUCCGAUCGACAGCUUCGAGUCCGUCGUUGAGAGCGAGGGAAAGUGUUGUGGUUCCGACGAGCCGGGCGGGGACGCCGGUUAAUGGGGUUGGGGGAGGGGGAGGGGGAGGGGGGAAUGUAAGGGUUGUAGUGAGGGUUAGAGGGUUUUUACCUAGAGAAAUAAAACGAGGGGCGGAAUGUCUUAUAUCGAUGAACCCGGAUACUCAAUCGACCACCCUCAUGGCUCGCCCCAGUUCUGGUCAACAAGAUCCAGUGAAUGCCAGGAUACAGAGCAGAGCGAAAGUCCUUGAAGACAGAACUUUCACUUUCGAUAAUUCCUUUUGGUCCCAUGAUAAGAAUGAUGAGCACUAUGCCACGCAAGAGGACGUGUAUAAUUGCCUCGGCGAGGAGUUCCUGGACCACAAUUUCGAGGGAUAUCACACAUGUAUUUUCGCAUACGGCCAAACGGGGUCGGGUAAAAGUUACACGAUGAUGGGUACAGAAGAGCAACCUGGUUUGAUUCCACGGACAUGCGAGGACCUUUUCCAACGUAUCGAGAGUUCAGAAUCGCCUGAUAUUAGCUACAAUGUCCGCGUCUCAUAUUUUGAGGUGUAUAACGAGCACGUUCGAGAUUUACUAGUACCACGCACAGACACACCGUACUACUUGAAAAUCAGAGAGUCGCCAACAGAUGGCCCGUAUGUAAAAGAUCUGACAGAUGUGCCAGUACGAAGCUAUUCAGAGAUUAUGCGGCUCAUGCGCAAAGGAGAUGCUUCUCGUACUACCGCUAGCACGAAAAUGAACGACACUAGUUCACGGUCUCACGCCGUUUUCACAAUCAUGCUGAAGCAGAUUCAUCACGACUUAUCGACGGAUGAAACCACUGAACGAACAGCGCGUAUUAGGCUUGUGGACCUUGCUGGUUCAGAACGAGCUAAAGCAACAGAGGCAACAGGACAAAGACUAAGGGAAGGUUCUAAUAUUAACAAAUCUCUUACUACCCUUGGCCGUGUCAUUGCCGCAUUAGCAGACAAUAAACCAGGUCGGCUGCGCAAGAAUAAAGAGGUGGUCCCAUACCGUGACUCUAUCCUGACUUGGUUAUUGAAGGACAGCUUGGGGGGAAAUUCGAAAACGGCCAUGAUUGCAUGCAUAGCCCCAUCAGAUUACGAGGAAACUCUUUCCACCCUGCGCUAUGCAGACCAAGCGAAGCACAUCCGCACCCGCGCCGUCGUCAACCAGGACCACGUUUCAGCUGCUGAACGCGAUGCACAGAUUGCGGAAAUGGCUGAAAUUAUCCGCGAGCUUCAGAUUAGUGUGAACCAGCAGGCUAUCAGCAAACGAGAAACCGAGAUGAAGAAUGAGAAACUGGAAGAGUAUCAAGGCCAAGUCGUCAAGUUGCAGCGCUUGAUGGAAGAGACCAAGAUGGUCAGCGAAUGCAAAAUCCGGCAGUUACAGACAGAGAACGAUGCUCUGCGCCGCCACUUGAAACUUGCCUUGGAGAGUCUUAAAAACCCAAUCCCACCUGUUGAGGUAGUCAAACGGAAGAGAGAAAGCGAUUUGUUCUCUGUUCAUGAGAAACAGGAGAUCGUGGACGGUGUACGGAUUAUGGAUGAAGACGAGCAGGAAAAUGGCACACCGACUCCAGAACCUGAUUUGGUUUGGGAGGACGGUGAUGAUGACGCCAGCUUUGCCGAUGCUAGUGAACUGGAAGCCAUGGAGAUGCAGGCGCGCAUGGAAGAGCUCCUGCUUGAUCUCAACUUUUUCAGAAGGAAAGUAGCGGAUGAUCAUGAGCGAUUUGGGAUCAAGCGACAUAUUUCGCCAGCUGCGAAUGUUGAAGAGAGGCAGGUUCUCGGGGAUGUUCAAUUAAAUUAAUGAUGGACCACCUUUUUUGUGUCUGCUGUUCAUUCCUUUUGGUUCCAAUUUUUGUCGGACUUCGUGGCGCAUUUUUCUUCCCCCCCCCCUUUUUUUUUCGGUUCUCUGUAGGAUAGGGUACUGGCAGGAGUCACUAGAAAGCGAACGGGCUGACAGUCUUUUUCUACAUUUUCUCUGUGCAAUUUCCCCCCUCUUUUUGUUUAAUUUUAUUCUCUUUCUCGUUUGCUAUAUUCUCAUCAGGAGUGGGGGAUCCUUUGUUUGCCUGUUUCUUAUUGACCUGCUUUUUCCUUGCAUACUAGUUUAUAUGUUAUUAGUGAGAUGAGCAAUGAAGAAAAAAAUGAGAGAUGAGUCACUAGGGAAUGAAGCUGUUAGUGACACAUUCACACAUAGCCAGUGGGCUGCUUCACAGUUAUUUAUAUGUGGCCCGCAUGUCAUCAGUACAUGUGUUCCUGAAUAUGAGUGGAGAUGGCUGUUGGUUGGGCAUGGAACUGGGUGAAACAGAGGCUGUGUGAUGAGUGAAAGAAAUAGAAUGACAAAGAGUUCAUACCUAAAUAAACAUGCCAUAUCGC
Messenger RNA from Blastomyces gilchristii SLH14081, 3236 nucleotides. Its product is annotated as kinesin family protein. NCBI's taxonomy places the organism in Eukaryota, Fungi, Ascomycota, Eurotiomycetes, Onygenales, Ajellomycetaceae. Bases 595 to 2667 code for a protein of 690 amino acids. Gene Ontology annotation, biological process: microtubule-based movement; mitotic spindle organization. The transcript has 4 exons. The record is from RefSeq and is a predicted model, not a curated record. Gene Ontology annotation, molecular function: microtubule binding; microtubule motor activity; ATP binding.